GUUUCCAGUAGUCCACCGGAGAAGGCUGGUCUGGUCGGGAAGGUAGGCAGUUUAGUAUAGUCAGUCCGUAACAUUCGGUUCGAUCUGAUCCGGUGCAGUUGGGUCGGUCUCGGAGUCAGUACAUUGCGAGAUUCAAAGCAGUGCUGACGUCGUCGUCGGUUGUGUCGUUUAGCGUACCUAUAGAGAAAGAAUAGCGAGGUUCGUCGGCUAACGCGCGCGUGUCUAUCGUUCGUUGUCCAGCGUGCGGAGUGUGGCAUAUUGUUUGUGUUUCGCGCGUAUCGUUUCAGUUGUCAUCGUUACAACAAUAGUCGCGGUGCAUUUCAUGAACCUCUUUUCACCUUUGCGAACAUCGGUACCAACCCAUUUUGAGGCCGGAGGGUUAACUCAUUUGCAUCUUUCCUGAGUGUGUGAAACAAUAAGAAACGGAUUUACUUGCGACGCUGACUUGGAAUAGAACGACAGCGGAGGGUAUUUUUGCCUUUGCUUGGGGCGACUGCAUGCAGCAACUUGAAGAAAACAAAAGUUGUUGAUGUGACGACGACUACGUAGAUUGUAGCCGUCAAGGUGCGAGUGAUGGAACGUGACCUUCUUGGCUACACAAAGUACACAAACCGUGUGGUUCCUACGUGUUGAGGCGAUUACCCCGCAGUGGAUAGUAGUGUAGUUAAACACCGGACGGAUCGAGCAUUUCGUUGUGAAUAUUAAUUGCUUGAUUGAAAUAUGCAUCGCUGAUCAUCGGCGUUCCGAGAAUGAUUCAGUGAGUAGACGUUGGAAUUUCCCAAUUACGGCGGUUGGAAGGAGAGCUGAUAGAAAACUAUUUCGUGGUAGCGCGGCAAGUGAAACGCUGACCGCAUUUAGGGCACCAGUACGGUAAAUACAAUACCGAAACCCAAAACUAGACCACAGCGAAUGGUUUCGGUUCCGUUAGUGAGAUUUCUUAGCCGUCGACGACGACGGUGGCGGUAACUUACCCAAUAGUGUGCAAUAGUGAAGCAUUGGGGUGUAGCCAGUUACAGUUAAUCCAACGAUCGGCUGUAUGAAUGAAACAUUAAACGCCGCUUCUGAAAAAACACAAAGUUAUGGCAGCUGGUUGUACUUGUAGUAACUAAUCUCGAAGCGAAGUGUCGAGUCGAGUGUGUGACAUUCAAUACAGGAGAGGAGCCGGGUCGUAAAACAAAAAAAAAUCAACUCAACGCCGCAUGUGAUUGAAUUUCAUUUCCAAUAACAGUGUGGCCGUUGUUUUCUGUGCGGAUUUAUUGCCGAGUGUAAAAGUGUUGAGUGGAGCAGGUGUUGGGCAACAACGAAAGCCAUUGUGGCGCACUUUUGUUUUUGUUAAACUCGAAUAAGGAUGCUCAUUGGUGGCAUAGACGGAAAGAAGAAGAUCACGCAGGAAAGCUGAAUUGGUUGGCCAGUUGGUAGAAGAAAGGGGUUAUUGUCGACGCCCCAGCAGUUUGGAUUAUUUGCGUACGGUGCAAUUAACAAGUUUGCAACGCUGAAAGAUUUGGUUCACACCGGAACACAUCGAGUGCCAAGCGGAACACGCGCCAUCUGGCGGUAUCGAACAACCGAGCAAACACGCAUUCGUCUCGGUUUGUCGGAAUCGUGAACAAAGCAAUCGGAAAAAGAUUAGCUACAUCCAACCGAUUACCUAUAGAUAUUUUAUUUUAUCGCCGCCGCGUCAGCAGCAAAAGCAACAACAGCGGCCCCGUCACCGUCCGUCUCGCGUGCAUCCUGCAGUACAUAUCAUGCAGAGAGAUACCGUCGCUUUACCGCACCGACUGCAAUCGUACAAUUUAUGCUAAAUUAUCAUAAAGACUCAACCGACCAUAACACACCGCGCGGGGAGAUUUAUCAGCUUGUGCCAGUUACUACAACGACUGCCGAACCAUGGCACGGGCACUCCCAUUGCUGGCCCUGUUACUCACGCACAAUUUGGCAAGUUCAUUUCCGCAGCAUCACCACCACUACACCGACUACGUGCUCGGCGGGGAACUAGUCAGUGGCGGCAGCGGUACCGGCGGGGCACCAUCGGGAAUUGGAUCCAGCGGACCAAGUGGGUCCGGAGGCACGGGCACCGGCGCCGUCGGUGAACAACGAUUCACAUGUCCCGAACCGACAAGUACCGCAAGCGACUGCAGCUGCAUGUACGCCAGCGCCGAUUACGAAAUUCAAUGUCCCGUGAUUAAUCCGGAAAUUACGGUGAAAAUAAAACCCGGCAUCUACGCGCAGAUACAGUGCUACGAAAAACAGGAGUUUAGCGAACUACCAACGUUAAAUGUUGGUAAUACGACGCAGGUCAAAAUCAUCCAUUGCCCAUUGCCACAACGGCAAUCGAUAAAGCAGUUUAUCAAAUUUCUCGGCGUUAAACACGUGAAAGAUUUUUGGUACCAGAAUUACGGCAAAGAUUUGGGAGUCCGAUUGAUCCGACAGCACUUUGAGGGUAUGCAUGAUUUGGAAAAGCUUUUCCUCAGUUCAGGAAUUGAAGACAUCCAGCCGGAUCUGUUCGCCGAUUUACCGAACCUGAAGUGGCUCAUUCUUCGAAGCAAUCACGUCAAACUGCUUCACAACGUUUUCGAUAACCUCACGAAUCUGGUUAUUCUGGAACUGGGCGCCAAUCAGAUCGCCGAGCUAGAACCAGGCCUGUUUAAGAAUCAACGUAAACUACGACAUCUCAACCUAUGGCGAAACCAGCUUCGGAAUAUUUCCAAAGAGUCUUUCCGCGGGGCCGAAACGCUUCAAGAACUUGACCUAUCCGUCAACGCGAUUGAAACACUCAAUUCCGAUGUGUUCACUUUACUGCCGGACCUGACUGUGCUGAACCUAGGUUUCAACCGGUUUACGGUUCUACCAGCGAAUCUCCUGUCCGAAAAUCGUAAGCUGAGAGAGAUCAAAUUCACAAAUAAUCAAGCUCCACUGCAAACUCUACCUGAUGGUUUUCUUGGAAAUCUACCACAGCUGAAAACGGUUAUCUUGAACCGGUGCAGUUUCACUUAUCUACCCAGUUCGCUGUUCCGAGGAUCAAGCGAUAUUACCUACAUGGAUCUCAGUUAUAAUCAGCUUGGAUCAGUCCCAGAGUUACUUCUACGGGAUCAGUUGCGACUCCAAGAUCUGAAUUUGGCCUUCAACGAACUGGAAUCACUUCCAGAACGCUUGCUGGAAAACACCCGAGAGUUACUCAGCUUGCGACUGUCCUACAACCGUCUCUACAACCUUUCAGCAAAUAUCUUUGCCUCUUUGGAUAAACUAACAGAGUUGCAUCUGAACGACAAUUUCCUGCAUGCCAUCGAUAGACUCACCUUCAGCAACACCAAAGCCCUCGGCAAGCUGUACAUGCAAAACAACCACCUCUCCUUCAACGACUUCAGCUUCGUCCUUCAGGAGCAGGACAUCGGAGACAGCGAUGGAACGCCGUUCCAGUACUUGGAAAACCUGCAAGUCCUGAAUCUUCGCAACAACAGUAUCACCACUAUCUUCCGUGACUGGAACUACAACAACCUGCUUCUGCGCGAACUCGAUCUCAGCUUCAACAACAUCUCUACGCUGUCCUAUCUGAGUCUACAAUUCCUCUCGCAGGACGUUCGGGUUAAUCUAACAAACAACCGAAUUUCGGAGAUCGAUCUCAAAGACAUGGAACCCAUAAUCACCUCCCAGCGACUGCAGGAAGACAGCCAGAUCUACGUCCACGUUAACGACAACCCUCUGAACUGCAACUGCGUCAUCUUCUCGUUCGUACAAUACCUCCUGAACGAGCUGGACAACGCCGUCUACCGAAGGAUCCAGUUCGUUGCCGAUGAUCUACGCUGUUCGGAGCCCCAGGAACUACGGGACGUGCAAGUCUCGAAGCUUCAAACCAAGGAUCUCCUCUGCCAGCUGGACCAACCCGGAACGGAAAUCAAACAUUGCCCGGUGAACUGUAGCUGCCACGUCCGACCACUCGAUCGUGGAGUGAUCGUCAAUUGCACACGGCUCGGACUGACGGAGAUUCCAGCGUUACCGCAACCGACCAUGUUCGGUUACAACUUCAUCGAGCUACACGUGGAGGACAAUAACAUCACCGAAUUGCCGACGGAGAAUUUGACCGGCUAUGGGAAGGUCGCGGAACUGUACGCCAGAAAUAAUGCAAUCGUUGAACUGGUUCCGGCGAAUCUGCCGAGUAGUUUGCGAAUACUGGAUGUUACUCAGAACAAGUUCGUAAUGCUGAAUCAAUCGGUCGUUGAGGCAUUGAACGGCAGCAAAACAUUAGAGAAACUGCACUUGAGUGGGAAUAAGUGGCGUUGUGACUGCAGUUCAGCACUGUUCCUAAACUUCGUGCAACAGAAUCACAGGAGGAUUGCCGACAUGAGUCAGAUUAUGUGCGACACUGGUGAAGAAUUCAGCAUGAUCACGGUUAACAGCUUGUGCAACGAGAGUGUGACUGCAAUCAUAACAGCAAGUGUGGUUUUGUCCAUAGUGGGACUGUUGAUAGGACUGUUCACUGUGUUGUACUUCGUUUACCACAUGGAGAUCAAGGUUUGGCUGUUUACGCACAAUCUGUGUCUGUGGUGGGUCUCCGAAGAAGAGCUUGACAAAGAUAAGCUGUACGAUGCUUUCAUUUCGUAUUCCCACAAGGACGAGGAGUUUAUCACAGAACAUCUUGUGCCUACGCUGGAGAAAGAACCAAUGAACUUCAAAACAUGCUGGCACGUACGCGAUUGGAUGCCUGGCGAACUCAUUCCAACACAGAUUGCCAAAUCCGUCGAAGAUUCCCGUCGAACGAUCGUAGUACUGUCCACAAACUUCCUCGAAUCAGUUUGGGGACGAAUGGAGUUCCGCACGGCCCAUCUCACAUCGAUGGAGGAGAAGCGUUCCCGAGUGAUCAUCAUCAUCUAUGGCGACAUUGGUAACGUAGAAGAUCUGGACCCCGAAUUGAAGGCCUAUCUCAAGAUGAACACCUACGUCAAGUGGGGCGAUCAAUGGUUCUGGGACAAGCUUCGCUACGCAAUGCCACAUCCACCGACGGUCAAGGGUCUCAAAGGCAAAGGUUUGAUUAAAAAUCACCUGAAAAGCUCAGUCGACGAUAAGCUGGAGUUGAUCAAACCGAUUCCAGUUACUCCGCCACAGCUGACGACUCCUCCCGCCGAAAUGAACGGACACGCCAGAUCGCCUCCGUUUACCAUCUCGAACGGAAAAGUCGUCAACGGAAACGGUUACCACAUAAAUGGACAUGUUAUGAACGGCCACGCAAAUGGUCACGUGAACGGAGCAUUCGUCAUCAAUAGUAACGCGAAACAAAGUGACGUAUGAGAAGGACCAGACUGAACACCGGACGCAUGAGAUUAGAAAAAAAAAAAGUAACUCUCGUCAGAGAACACGAUCAGAUUACAACCGAAAACAUGUGAUAAGAAAGACAUAAUAUCAAAGAACCGAAAGCAAGCAGAAUAUUAACGAGUAGCUUAAUGAAACCAGCAACGAUUAUUGGAGUAGACAAUUUGAUACGAAAUUUAGUCUUUUAGAAGCGAUCUCUGAAAUUAGUGAAUACUGAAUCUGAACUGAAACGCGAUCUAACGAAAUAUUAGAGCUUCGGAGGUUAAAAAUUCAAACCCAACACUUUAGAGAACAUUCUGUGUACAUACGAAAAUCUAUUUAUUUCUUAACGGAGAAUCUCGAAUUAGAAAUUUUCAGUUUUAAGGGUAAACCAUUCUAAAUGUUUUCUUGUUUCGUCAAUUCGUUUGAUAGUAAUAUAUGAAGAUAGUAUCCUACUUUACAAAUUAUUAGACGUCGUUUGCGUUUUUUUCCUUUUGUGUAGCUUUUAAUAGUGUAAUCGUCGAAGUCGAAGAAAAGAGAUUUAUUUACAUAUGUAAUUUGUCCAUUUCGUUUGAUCAAAAUUAUUUUGACCAAAUUUUUGUAAAAAAAAACAAACAAUCUUAGGAGCGUAUUUACUAUAAUCUGUACACAACACAACUAAAUACAAUGCUAAGAAACAAAGAACUAGAUCGUAAGUAGUUUGCGUUUGAAACAAGUAUCUGAUUUAAUCCCAAAAAAAUGCAUAUUAAGAUGAUGUUAGUGGAAUCGAAGUAUUGAGAUGAAUCUAUAACGGAAACAGUAUGCAAAAGACUAUCGUUAGAAUAAAUCUGUACAUUUUUUAAAAUUAAA
This is a messenger RNA of Armigeres subalbatus, 6132 nucleotides long. RefSeq names its product protein toll-like. Gene Ontology annotation, biological process: toll-like receptor signaling pathway; innate immune response; inflammatory response. The transcript is spliced from 6 exons. Gene Ontology annotation, cellular component: plasma membrane. NCBI's taxonomy places the organism in Eukaryota, Metazoa, Arthropoda, Insecta, Diptera, Culicidae. Bases 1888 to 5283 code for a protein of 1131 amino acids. The record is from RefSeq and is a predicted model, not a curated record. Gene Ontology annotation, molecular function: protein binding; transmembrane signaling receptor activity.